This is a messenger RNA of Thalassophryne amazonica, 9687 nucleotides long. RefSeq names its product zinc finger DHHC-type palmitoyltransferase 5a (gene zdhhc5a). Gene Ontology annotation, biological process: protein palmitoylation. Lineage: Eukaryota; Metazoa; Chordata; Actinopteri; Batrachoidiformes; Batrachoididae. The transcript has 12 exons. The coding region runs from base 2627 to 5125 and encodes 832 amino acids. The record is from RefSeq and is a predicted model, not a curated record. Gene Ontology annotation, molecular function: palmitoyltransferase activity.
UCGCAGCGUCUGAGUUUUGUAGUUCUGUCAAGCAUGUCGAUUAUUAGUCUUGCUAUUUUUUGUAGAUAUUUGAUGAAACACAUGAACGUGUAAGGACUGUACUUAUAACUUCCAUGUUCGCGACGCGGUCACAGGCACUGACUUAAUUAAGUUGCCAAGAAGCUUCCUUCUCCGUUUACGGCUAACGAGCGUUAGCUGAGCACCUAUUUGUGAAUUAGCUUGCCGCUGGAAGCGCUAGCGAUCCUCGUAUGGAUAAUAUUUGCUCUUACAGUUUGCUGUAACGCCAAGAAAGAUGGACUGGCUCAAGACUGGUACGCCGAAUUCUUCAAGUUUUGGAUUCAGAGCCACAUUAAAACGUUUAAAGGUGCAGUAUCUCAGUCACGCCUGAAAGUGAAGUCACUCUCUUUUUGACGCAAAACGACCUGUUGAAGUUGAUUUCCAGUACUGCAACCUGCAUGCCUGAGCCAAUGUACGUUUCCUUCCUUCGUGUGAUCUGAAGUGUCCCAUGCACAAUGAGACAACCUAUCAGCAUUGGAGUCACAAUACUGUGUAAAUGCAACAAGAGUGGAGAAAUGACGUCAGGGAAGGAAAUGUUUUUUAUUUGGAUCAAGAUCCAAAAUGAACAGGGUCCAAACCUAUCUGUGUAAUUUUUUUCUAAGGAUAUUUUUGUUUGACACUUUCUUUAUGGUUCUCCAAGAGGCUAUUCUAGUAAGGUGCUUUCCACGUCUUUGUGCUUGCCAUUGGAGAAGGAAACAGGGAAUACCCCAGAAGUUCUGGCAGAAGAGGACAAACAAGAAACCUGCACUAAACAAAGAGGCCAGCAGUUACAUAACCAACAGGCAAGGUCGUUCUUUAAAAAAAACAACAAAAAAACAAACAAAAGCACAACAAUGCAGCAAGGAGACCAAUGUGACAACUGAGGUCAAGGUUGCUCCGUGUUGCUGGCACUGAAUGAUAUUGCAGCUGUUGUCUUUCUACUUCUUCAUACAUGUGCACCAGGGCUCCAGCUCAGUCACAACUCAAUAUUACGUUUAACCACUUCUCUUUUUUUUUGGGUUAAAUAUUCAGAAACCCUUCAAUUUCAUCUAGGUGAAUGGAUGUACGGUUGGAUUCCCUCACCCUCCCUCCUUCGGUGCUUUUUGCAUUCCAUUGACAUCCCUCCUGCAGCUCGUAGGUGAGGUGGUUUGAAUGAGCCACCUCUGUGGUUGAGGGAUGCCCCGACACAGGAAAACCAAGCUACUUCACUGGCCCUCUAACAGACUGUUCUUUCAAAUAACAUUUCAGGACUGAAAGGGAUUUUUUUUUUCCCCCGUAAAGAACUUUUUUUUUUUUUUUUCUUUCUUCCAUGUUGGUGUAAUUUUGGACUCUCUCCCCAGUCAUAUCCCCUACAGUCAACUAGUGCAGACCGUACUACAAAUGGGACCAUUUUCUGUUUUAGCCUUCAGGCUGUCCUUUAAGAUGUGGAGUGAUUAGAAGCAUCUUUGUUUGACUAGGUGAGAUUCAUUAAAAUCAGGAGGCAAGGGAAGAUGAACACAAAGUAGUCAGGUCAUUAUCACAGACAAUUCACCUUUCAAGUUCUGCUCUCAAGCUCUUUCUUCUAAUUGCUUUUUUCCCUGCAUUUUUUUUCUUUUGUGUCCAUCUUCUACCCUAAAAAGCCUACCUUUGCUAAUUGCUGUACCUCACUUAACCAACUUAUUAAACUGUUCCAAGUCACCCUAACCAACCAGUUUACAGAUACAAGACAUCAUCCUGUCAACUGAUGGUGUUUGAAGCAGAAUAUUUGAUAGAUUAGCUGAGCAAAACCUUUAGUAAAGGUGUUCCAUUUUUUUUUAAGACCACUUAUUCUAGUUAAGAGUCACGAAGGGCUGGAGCCUGCCUAUCCCAGCAGUCACUGGGUGAGAGGUCGGGUACACCCUGAACAGGUCGCCAGUCUGUCACAGGGUCUGACACAUAUAGGCAGAAAAAACACAUUCACACUUCCUGUCACAUGUGCAGUUAAUUUUAGAAUACAUUUUGUUUAUGAAUUUUAAAUGGGACCAAAUUACAUUUUUUUUUAUAAGUCUGAUUACUUUUUGUAGAUGUGAAUACAGCUGUUUUAAUUACAAAUCUAUGGAUUUCUAAGCUUUUAUUUACCUGCUUAUAACUAAUUCCAUUUUAAAAACACAGCAAAGGCAAUUUAUCAUGAAGAAUGUUUUCAUUGAUGUAAUUAAUUCCUCUACUGACACAAACAUACAGACAACCUUUGUUCUUUGCAAUCUGCGGUUUGUUUUUGGCAACCUUACGACUUGUUUGAUGAGUGAGAGUGAAAGAAAGCUUUGAAGCAGAUCAGUUAAUUUCUUACUCAUACCACCGCACAUCAGGAGUAAUCUAAGAAAACAAUGGCACAUUCCUUGCUUUCUUCCUCCGUCUCCCUCAAGUUGACAAUAUAAUGCUUUCAUUCUAUGUCUUCCUUUCUAUUGUACAUUCAGGCUCUUGGGUUUUUCCAGUCUGUCAUUUCCCAGCUUCCCCAAACACACAUGCUCUCUGCCUCACACAUGCAUGCACGCAAAUACCUGAAGAGACACUUAUCUCUCAAUGACGCCUUCCUUAAAAUAACAGUUGGUGAAUACACACAACACAGGAAGUGAUGCCAGGUGGGAGCAGCAAGGGUGGUGGGCGGGGUCCAUCCUCCUCUCCCCUCCCCCACACAGUGGUUCCACCCAGUCGACCCUUGCGGCCGUCACGCUAUGUCCCGGUGUCAGCUGCCACUUUCUUCCUUGUUGGGUCCACAACGCUCUUCUUCUGCUUCACGUGUCCGUGGCUUUCAGAGCGUUUUUCUGUGGCUGUGCCUAUUUACAAUGGAGUCAUCUUCCUGUUUGUUUUGGCAAAUUUUUGUAUGGCCACAUUCAUGGAUCCUGGAAUCUUUCCCAGAGCGGAGGAAGAUGAGGACAAGGAAGAUGAUUUUCGUGCCCCACUCUACAAGACGGUGGAGAUCAGGGGGAUCCAGGUCAGAAUGAAGUGGUGUUCAACCUGUCGCUUCUACAGACCGCCACGAUGCUCCCACUGUUCAGUGUGUGACAACUGUGUGGAGGAGUUUGACCACCACUGUCCAUGGGUGAAUAACUGCAUCGGUAGAAGGAACUACCGUUACUUUUUCCUCUUCCUCCUGUCGCUGACAGCCCACAUCAUGGCUGUGUUUGGCUUCGGCCUGCUUUUCAUCCUCUACCACCGCCAGAACAUUGAUCGCCUGCAUGCCAUUGUUACGCUGGCUGUAAUGUGCGUUGCAGGACUGUUCUUCAUCCCGGUUGCUGGCCUCACUGGCUUUCAUAUAGUACUAGUAGCCAGAGGCAGGACUACCAAUGAGCAGGUAACAGGCAAGUUCAGAGGAGGUGUUAAUCCUUUUACCAAUGGCUGUUGGAAGAAUGUUUCCCAUGUCCUCUGCAGUUCACAGGCACCCAGGUAUCUGGGCAGAAGGAAGCAUGUUCAAAGUGUGUGUGUGCAGCCUCCUUUUCUGCGGCCUCAGUUGACAGAGGCUCAACUGGCUGCAAAGAUCUUGGACAACGGCAUUCAAGGAGACUUGCACAGGUCCAAGUCCAGUCUGGAGAUGAUGGAGAGCCAGUCAUGUGACGCUGAGCCGCCUCCGCCUCCUAAACCGGAGCUCCGUUACCCUGGAAUCACCAGAGGGAACACAGAGGAGUGUGGCCUUUUGAACAAAGCCCCUCCUACCCCCACCAUGUACAAAUACAGGCCCACUUACAGCCCUGGCAAGAACCACACAGCUCUCACACAUGCUUAUGCAAACCAGUUAAGUCGAGAGGAGAGUGUGGGCAGUGCCAGGGAAUCCUCUUCCUCCACAUCCUCUCUCCUGCAAGCCAACCAGCAGCCUGGUUUCCGCUCCCAACCGAGCCUAGACAGGAGGGACACAUCAUCUGACAGAGUGGGAGGAGGAAGUGGAGAGCGGCGAGACGGUGGAAGAGAGGUGGGAGGAGGAGGAGGCAUCCCUGGCUACUCCCUGGGAGGACGGUCGUAUCCAUCCUUCUCUGACCCCACUGUCCUCUCAGGAGUGACGUCACGAUCGUCCAGCUCCACACACACCUCAACAGGCGCCACUCACAUCUCUGAAUCAACGACCGCCACCGGCAGCUUCAAGAGCUUGGCGAAUCAGACGUCGCCAGCCCAAAACCCAUCUCGCAACGGAAGCCUGUCAUACGACAACUUAUUGGCAGGUGGUGAUGAUUUUAACAAAGGGGCUGCCCAUGAGGUUUCAUCUGGGAGACCUUGUACUCCAGCAGCAGGCGGAUAUACUUCCCCUUUCCUUUCAUCACAGAGAGAUGCUGAGAUAAACUCCCAGUCCUCCCAGUCUCCGCAUCAUCAUCACUCCUCCCACCACCAUCACCAACACCCCUUUCUGCAUCGCUCCUCUUCCUCCACAUCCUCCUCUCCACCGCCUCCCCCAGAGAUGGAGCGCUUGCUGAAUGAGCCUCACCCUGGUGCUCACCCCCCACCUGCUAGUCAGAGCACGGCUCCACCCACUUCCUCUGCUCCGCCUCUCCCACACCAUCAUCACCACCACCACCAUCACCACCACCACUCCCAUCACCACCACCACCACUCAUCUACUUCAACUUCUCGCCCACCACGAUUUGCUGCUCCCCACGCGCCCCCUCAUCACGUGUAUCCUUACCGAACACGCUCCACCGACACCCCUUUGGGGUCGUCCUCCUCAACCAUGCAGCCUCCCCGCUCGCCGCACCCUCCACCGCUGGGCAAGUCGCUCUCCUACUCAAGCGCUGCCGCUGCUGAGAUGCAGUACCGGCUGGUUCGGAAGGCCUCUGCCUCAGCGGGUGCAAAUGCAGCGGGAGUAGGAGGAGCAAGUGGAGGGAUGGGAGGAGGAGGUAUACAAGCACCGAAGGAUGAACUGAUCCAGAUGAAAUCUUUGAGUCGGACUAAUGGGGGCCAGCCCCUCUGCUCCUCCACUUCCUGCUCCGCCCCUACGUCUCCCUCUCACCCUGUCACUGUGUCUGCCCGGCGGGGAGCAGCCUGUCCCAGCUCGGCACUGGUGCAGAGUCCAGCCCAUAAGCCCCAGGGUGGUGGGGUGAAGAAGGUGACAGGAGUCGGAGGCACCACCUAUGAGAUUUCUGUCUGAGUCUGAUUGACAGACAGCAUCCAGCACAGGGACCAAUGGGGUGAAGAAAAGAUUUUGCUGGAUGUGGUUCUGCCUUGACAAGAGACUUCUCAGGAGCAGAAGCAAUUUGCUGUCACACGUCACUCUGAUAGUCUGCAGAGUCGAACUCUACUGGACUCACCCAAACACCCGUCGCAAUAUUUGUGCUGUGAAGCUUGAACUGACGUACACCAGGGCUUUUGUGGUGUAAAAGGCAGAAUUAUUUUCUUAAUCAGUCUUCAUUGUGCACCCUUGCAGAGUUUGGAUUGACCACCCAAAUCCAGGAUCAUGAUUUGGCUCAAGCAGGGUGACUGUUUAUGGGUUCAUACCUUUUAGUUCAGCAGGUAGCAUGUGCUAAUGGUAUCACCAGAUUUGGGGGUUUCCAAGGAUGGCAACCCAUUAAUGGAGCAAGGCAUUAACACUGCCAGGGUUAAGAGUUUGAGUCUAGCUGGGGCCACUCAUAAGAAAGAAUGGGUUUUCAGUGGAACACAUCAGAACUAGAGUAAAUUUGUUAGUUUGGUGUGAAUUCUUAAAACAUAAAGUUUGACCAUUUUUGUGCCGAUGAUAAGAUGAUCAGUCCCAAUCCCUAUUAUAUCAGAAAAAUCCUGAUCAAAACCAAAUUAGAAUCUGUUUAAGGGCUUUGCACGGACCACCAGGUAGCGUUAACGAGCAUAUCAACAGCAGAUGAUGACUGGAGUGGACCUCUUGUAAUACUGGUUUUUAGUGUGAGUCAAACCCGUCUUUAAUAAUCUCAUCCACCAAGUGGAGUGGGGCGUGAUCACCUCGACUUCAUCAGGACUAAGAAAAGACAAAGGACUGGUUUCCUUCUCCCAGGUGUUGUCAUGCAUGGAGUUAGUAACACAAUUCAGCGAGUGUCCCUCUUAGCACCGUAUUCCUGGAGUCACAGAAAUGCCAAACCCCGCCUGCCAGGAGUUCAUUAAUCCAGUAAUAAAGGGACGUGCAAGAUCUGUCACAUCAGCCGCCAUUACAGACAAAGCGCUGUCUGUGAACUGCUUGUGCUGCAGUGUGAAUGGACUUUUUUUUUUUUUUGUUAAACAAAGGGAACAAAAUGACAGAAAACAAGAAAAAGAAUUCCCCCCCCCCCACACACACACACACACUUUUUGAUGAAUUUGAUUUAUUCCUAGAUGUGAAUAUGUUUCCAUGUUUGUACAGGAUGAUGCGACCUUAGUGUUUUUCUUUAAAACAAAAAAAGUGGCGUUCACCGUGGACUGCAGCAUGCCCUAUUCCGACUAGCCACUGGAUGCCGCCCUUAGGCUGUAGGCCGUGCCGUCUGUUGACCAAACACAAAAUAAGGAAACUAAAUUGAAUGAACAAGUGAACAAGAAAAUUGUGUUUUGGCAUUUGUUGUUGUGGAGGCUCCUUAUGACCAAGGCAGAGUUUUCUGCAAAGCCUUGGAAAAUUAGUUUUUUUUUUAAUGUCACUUAUUUAAUUUCAAAUUGUUUUAUAUGAAUUUAUAUUGAAGUAUAGCUGUUGAUAAAUGGAGCAUUUUUAAUACUGAUUCAGAGGGGGUCGUGUCAUCAGUUUUGAGAAAUCAUGAAAAGCAGCUUUUGUGAUUGGAUUUGAAGCUCUGCAUCUCAUCUACAUUUUUAUUUAAAGAACCAGAGUUGUCUUAACUGUCCAUUUCCAUGGCAUUUCUCUCACCAGUUAUUUUAAAUUCCGUCUCUGCGAAUGACGAGCAGAAGUCUGUUAUCAAUACAGUCCAUUAGAACUUAAAUGCAAUGUGAAAAUUAUGUUUUCCACAAAAUUUGUUCCUCACUCUGUUGGGUGUCUAGAACCAGGAUGCCAUCUGAGGAACCAUUUUGUGGUGGAACCAAUACAGCACCUUCUGAACUUACAUCAGGUCAGUAAUAACAAACUGCUCACUUUCCUGUGGCACAUCUGCAAGCUCUUCAUGAGAUGGAGCUGUUUAAAUUUAUCAAAACCAUUCCUUCAUAGGCUGCAAGACGUGCAGUGUAGUAAACGCUACAGUUUCUAUUUGUGUGUAACACCAGUGAGGGCAACUAAAAUUGUAGUGGUUUUGUAGAAUAUGUGUCCCUGACCAAGAACGUCAGUGUCUCCAAGCACAGGGUGGAGGGUUUGGGGGCAGUGCUCAUAAAUUUAUAACAGCAUUUAAUGAAAAUUAAAGACUUGUUUUACAUUUUUAUUUCCAAUUUUCACCUGUAUACACAUAUUUAAUGCUACUUUAUUCUACACUGUGUAAGGUAUAAUCUUACAUACUUCCAUAUUGUACAGUUGAUAUGUACUUGACAGUUGGCAUUAUUUUGUGUAGGGACAUGCGUUUGUUGCCUUUUGCAUUUAUGAAAACGAUAUGUAGCAUGUCGGUAAUUUUUGUGUUUUGUAAAAUCAUACUGUCACAAGGGUCAUCCAAGGUCCUGGGGAUGACCCCAGCCUCUCAUACUUGGGGUCUUGACAGCUUUAACAGAAGUCAAGCGAUAAUGAUUUUUUUUUUUAAAUGAAUACCAUUUGUUGUGCGUUUCCUACAUACUGGAUCAUCCCCCCCCAAAAAAAUGCACCACAUGGCCAAAAUGUCAAAACUGACACUCCCACAAGAUGCAAGUGUUACUUCUUAUGAGUCUCCUCAUUUGACACAAAGUAAUUCCAGCUGUAUUUAUCUGAUUAAACCUAGCACCAAAGGCAUCUAAUCACCUUAGAUCAUUGAUUAGUGUCCAAUUUUGGUAAGUCUGCAGAAGGACCUGGGAGGAGUUGGUCAAUAAACAGGCAGACGUGACCCUGACCCAAUGAUUGACCUUUGGAAAAAUUUGACUUUGCUGGGCAGUUCAGAACCCACCUCUAUAUCUGUGCCAAGAUUGGUGUAAGUUUUGAUCCCAGUGACCUUGACUUCAAUGAUUUGACCCUUAGUGAAUUGGAUAUUGGCUGGGAAGUUCCAGAACCCACCUACAUAUUUAUGCGAAGUAUGGAUGACAUCUGAGUGAAAAUAGAAAGUUUGACCCUAAUAAGUUUUGCCGAAGCCCUUUAAGGUCCGUUCUGGAGUUGAACGUCGACGUACCACGUUUGAUGGAAAUUGAUGCAAGAACCUGGGAUAAAUUCAUGAGCACCCCCCCCUCUGUGGGGGCAUUGAUCAGGGACACUUUCUAUAACAUCGUAAUCAUUACUGGUGUUCAGAAAUCCAUGCAGUACACUUUGACUUGCUGUUUGCAUGCACAGACACAGAAUAAUAAAGGUCCACUUAUGAGUUCUUCCAGUAUCACUUGAGGAGUUGAUCAGCUUUUAGGUUCAAAACCACAGUGGAGUACAAUAUGUCCUGACACGAUGGUGGUUUGACUAAUGCACUAACCCAUCCCCCCCUUCGUAUCCAAAAAAAAAAAAAGUUUAAAUGCAAGGUAGUUUAAGAGUGAAAUUGGUGCUAAAAAUAAAAUUUAUUUCGAGUUUCCACAGCUUUUAAUAUAUCAAAUAUAAGGUCAGAAGAUUGCUUUUAGCUUGAGUCCUAAACAUAAAAAAAUACAUCUGCUUUGGAAAAAUGUAGCUACGUAGCUAAAAUUUCUGUAGUGCAGUCUUCCUCCCCCCCAACUGAUUGCUAGAUUUCAUGGCUGUGGUCCACUUCAGAGCAGGGCUGGAUUUUCUGGAAUCAACAUUUUUAUGUGGAACCCUAAAGUUAGCAAAAAUAAAUCUGUAAUUUGUUGCAGCAGUUGAACUUUAAUUCAGUUAAAACAGUAGGUCUACAUACUACCUCUAACCUGCUUACAGCUCCGAGUAGUCGACACUGCAGCCUUCUGUUUGACCGACGUAAUUUAUUCCAACAGCUUGGAAACUGAUGUAGUGCUGUCGUCUAUUGAUUGGAUUCUCUUCUCCAUAUCGACAUUUAUGCUCCCAUAUGUGGCCGUGAAGUCGUUUCAAUCUGGGAUACAAAUUGCACUGGGGAGGGGAAGAAAUUACUCAAAUUGUGAAGAUGGCAUGAGCAGCUCUGACAAAAUUAAUUAAGUACAUGUGCAGUAUUUUAAAUGUCUUACUUUUUUUUUUUUUUAAUACAGCAUGGCAACACCAGCAGGCAAGCAAUUGAUAGAAAUUCAGGGGCAUUUGAUUUGUGACAUCACAGUUUAAUUUUACAUUGUGCUGCUUAAAGUCUUGCAAUGAAGCAGGAGUUUUAGGGGAAAGGAAGAUCUUAAUUAAAAAGCAAUUAUGCCUUUAAUUUAAGAUGGUUUGCACUGCAAGCUCAUCUAUGUUUUCAUCUCUAAUAUUCAGUGAUACAGUUGCUAAAGAUGCACCGUAUGUGUAUAUGUCAGUGCCCAAAUAUUUAUGGACAUAAUGGGGAGCUAGGUGGUGAGAGGUGUGGGGAAGUUGCACACCCUUGGCUUGCGUUUUUGUGUCAGGAAUAAUUGCAGCAUAAUCAUAAUUUAAAAACAGGAUUUGUGUGCAUAGUUUUAUUGUCAAAUAAAGGCAUACUGAGCAAACAUGCACAUACCUUGACAUGGAAAGAUUUAACAUGAUUGGUCAAAAUUCAAGUAAGUACAAUUAACAGUUUUAGUAAGAUGUGGCGAUUAAAAACUUGACAGUAUCAAAAA